Messenger RNA from Mucor velutinosus, 1068 nucleotides. RefSeq names its product Transcription factor. The transcript is spliced from 3 exons. Bases 1 to 1068 code for a protein of 355 amino acids. Gene Ontology annotation, biological process: glycerol-3-phosphate catabolic process; carbohydrate metabolic process. NCBI's taxonomy places the organism in Eukaryota, Fungi, Mucoromycota, Mucoromycetes, Mucorales, Mucoraceae. The record is from RefSeq and is a predicted model, not a curated record. Gene Ontology annotation, molecular function: NAD binding; protein homodimerization activity; glycerol-3-phosphate dehydrogenase [NAD(P)+] activity. Gene Ontology annotation, cellular component: cytosol; glycerol-3-phosphate dehydrogenase (FAD) complex.
AUGCCUGGUAUUCCUAAACAAAGAGUAACCAUCAUCGGUUCUGGUAACUGGGGUUCUUCUAUUGCUCGUGUCUGUGCUCAAAACACUAUCAGACAUCCCGAGCUCUUUGAACGCGAAGUGCGUAUGUGGGUGUUUGAGGAAAAAAUUGACGGCAAAAACUUGACCGAUAUCAUCAACGAAAAGCAUGAAAACGUUAAAUAUCUCCCUGGUAUCAAUCUCGGUGAAAACGUUGUGGCUGUCCCCGAUGUCCAAGAAGCAGCCAGAGGAGCCAAUGUCCUUGUCUUUGUCUUGCCUCAUCAAUUCGUAUACAAAGUUUGUGAGUCUCUCCGUGGCGUUCUUGACAAGGAUUGCAGAGCCAUCUCCUUGAUCAAGGGUUUGGAUUAUAGAAACAACAACCUGCUUAUCUUUUCUGAAGAAAUCGAAAAGAUUUUGGGUAUCCACUGUGCUGCUUUGAGUGGUGCCAACAUUGCUAGUGAAGUUGCUGAAGAACAAUUUGGCGAGACUACCAUUGCCUGUAGAGAUCCCAAGGACGGUGAAAUCUUUUACAGACUCUUCCAUACUGACUACUUUGAUGUCAAUGUCAUUGGUGAUUGGAGAGGUCUCCAAGUUUGUGGUGCUUUGAAGAACGUUGUCGCUCUCGGCGCUGGUAUCUGCGACGGUCUUCACUAUGGUAACAACACCAAAUCAGCUGUCAUUCGUCGUGGUUUGCUCGAAAUGAGAAAGUUUGGUAAGACCUUCUUUGGUGGUGUUCAUACUGAAACCUAUUUCGAGUCUUGUGGCGUUGCUGAUCUCAUUACCACUUGCGCUGGUGGUCGUAAUAGAAAGGUAGCCGCUGCCUUCAUUAAAUCUGGCAAGAGCAUCGAGGAAAUUGAAAAGGAAAUGUUGAAUGGUCAAAAACUUCAAGGUACUACCACAUCUCAAGAAGUCUAUCAUUUCUUGUCUGCUAGAAACAUGACACAAGAGUUCCCUCUCAUGACUGCAAUCUACCGUGUUGUUUAUGAACAUGCUCCUCCUGAGAGCAUUGCUCUUGAUCUUCGUACUCGCAAUGUCAAGGUUGACAUGGAGUAA